GGCAUCAUGGACAUCUCUUCUGUUGAGAAACGCUGCUCAUGCCAUGCGUUUCUAUACUGCAGUACCAACAGAUUCACUCAUAAGUCUCUAUGACAUCCUUCAACACGGUCGAUAAGGGCGAUGCGGAAGGGGACGACCAUGAUAAUCACUCCACCACUGAAGCUGAAAGAAGCGGAGACGAGACCGUAGUAGACAGCGAUCGUAGUCAUGGAGGAAACGACAAUGCCUUAGUGGUACUGAGCGAAGACAAAGAGACAGCACCGCCGCCGCCGAGGCCGUCAUCAUCGUUACCCCCAGAAUACGAAAAGCUUGCGCAGAAGAAUCCCAAACCGACAGACCACCUCUCCAUAACCAUCGGACCACCCAUCAUACUAUUCUUCGACCUCGUGGUUCCAUGUAUAAUCUAUUACGCAUGGUUCAACGUUCAUCGAUCUCGAUGGGAGAAUACCUGCAGACCGUAUACCAGCCGGGGCGAGAGAUGUCCGGUCCCACUAUCCCAAUUCAACAAGGACAUUCUUGGUUAUGCUAUUAUUUCCUUCGGUUUGGGCGAGCUCUAUAUACUGAUUGCCCGUAUCUGUCGACUUCUCUAUCACCCGGAAGAUUGCGCUCCGCUUCUAUCACGGUCACGAUGGGAGCUCGACGCCACAUCUUGGGUCUACGCGGUAGCCAUGAUAUGCGCCUUGAUCCCGUUUGUCGUUGGUAGUACUAUGGCAAUCCCCGAACUCUAUCUCUACUCCCCAAGCUUUCUUAUGGCGUUCCUUGGCGUCUUGAUGGUUGCCACCUUAAUACCAAUCAAAACCCCAAUUGGUAUCAACUCACACGCAAGAGGAACCCCUCUACGACCUUUCAUAUACUACGCAGCUGAAGACUUCAUUGCUGUAGACGGCCUACAAGAUCGGGGGUUUCGGGUACGAUACAAUGCGCGAUACAAUGCGUCGAAGGCCUUUAGAAGGAUGUUUGUAUAUCUUACAAUUUGGUGGAUUUUCGGCGUUUCUGUCUACAUUGGGUGUGUUUCGGCAGUGAUUUGGACUCUGGAGUUCCACUACGCGUUUGGAUUAACGCUCGGCAUUCUUUUUACUUACAUUAUUAUUUGGUCUGCAGUUUCGUUCUAUUGGGUAAAGGUAGAGAUGGAUCGUCAGCAGAAACUGUAUAGGGAAAAGGCACGAGGAGUAUAAUAGACUUCUGCAUAUUCCAUUUGCUGGUUGUUGGUUUUACGGAUAGAUAAGAGCAUUAAUAGAAUAUAAUGUAAUUCUCUGACGAAGGAU
Messenger RNA from Amorphotheca resinae ATCC 22711, 1265 nucleotides. RefSeq lists its product as hypothetical. The record is from RefSeq and is a predicted model, not a curated record. Bases 90 to 1175 code for a protein of 361 amino acids. NCBI's taxonomy places the organism in Eukaryota, Fungi, Ascomycota, Leotiomycetes, Helotiales, Amorphothecaceae. The transcript is spliced from 2 exons.